AUGAAAUACGUCAUCGAGCACAUGGAGACUGGGUUCUCCGAAUGGACCAUCUUGGAAUACUCCCAGAUUAUCAGAGAUCUCGGCAAGGAGAACUUGUUCUUGACCUCGUUGCCACAGGGCACCACCGAGGCCGAUAUUCCGUCACGCUUAGUAGCUUUAGGACUCCAAUGGACCACUCAGGAGGUUAUCGACAUUGUCGGGGGACAAGAAAAGGCCAAGGAAGUGUGUUUGUUGGACCCAAGAGCCACCCAAGACUUGGUUCCGGCGGAUGCCACCGAGUUUGAGUACUUUGUCUUUGGUGGGAUCUUGGGGGACCAUCCGCCAAGAGACCGUACCGGUGAAUUGAGAAAAAAGUACGGCUUUGCUGGCAGAAGAUUGGGUAAGUUGCAGAUGACUACCGACACUGCCAUCAGAACCACCCAGCUCAUCGUCGCCAACAAGACCGCCUUCGAAGACAUCAAGUUCAUCGACUACCCCGAGUUGAGAUUCUCCACCUAUGAGGCCACUGAGAUGCCGUUUCGCUAUGUAUUGGACACCAACGGCAAGCCGAUUUUCCCAGAGGGAAUGUUGGAGUUGAUCAAGAACGACUCCGAGCAGUCCAUUGACGACCUUCUCUAG
This is a messenger RNA of Babjeviella inositovora NRRL Y-12698, 618 nucleotides long. Its product is annotated as protein-arginine N-methyltransferase. The record is from RefSeq and is a predicted model, not a curated record. Gene Ontology annotation, molecular function: protein-arginine omega-N monomethyltransferase activity. Gene Ontology annotation, biological process: peptidyl-arginine methylation. The transcript has a single exon. The coding region runs from base 1 to 618 and encodes 205 amino acids. NCBI's taxonomy places the organism in Eukaryota, Fungi, Ascomycota, Pichiomycetes, Serinales.